CGCUCUUCGCUUCCUGCCUGGCGGAGGGAGGGGUUGGUGCUGACGGCUGGGAGGACGAGCUGAACGUUAAGAAAGCCUUGGAAAGCGAUAAAAAGAGAGAGUAAAGGGCCCGAGGUGUCACCUUCCAUAGAUAUAACUUAUCGCUCGACUCUGAUUAGCACCCGAAGCACGAGCAAUGUCGUCCAGCCGUCAGUUUAGUGAAAGCAGGUCCAUCCCGACCAGGACGGUGCUGAUCAACGACUCAACGCAGCUACCUCACGACUAUUGCACCACACCAGGGGGCACUUUAUUCUCAACCACCCCGGGAGGUACCCGAAUCAUCUACGAUCGUAAAUUCCUGUUAGACCGGCGUAACUCACCCAUUGCCCAGACCCCACCAGCACACCUGCCGGUUAUCCCAGGAGUGACGAGCAAAAACAUCCUGAAUGAAAACAAGAAGACUGAAGCUAAAAACAUCAAAAAUCAUGAUGCCAAACCAGGGCAAGGUGACGAUGCUCAGUUUGAGAUGGACAUCUAAAGAAGAGAAACCAACAUGAAGAAUGAUUAUUUACCUGGUACCUGUGUGCCAGUGGCUUGGCUUGUAGAAACCAAUGUUGUGAGCCCUCUCCUUUAGCUCUCUCUAGCUGCGGGGUGCUGUAUAAUCAUGCGGAUAAAUGACUAAUGUUUGCCCAGUGGGGCUUCUGGAGCCCUGAAAGUUAACCUAUGAGCCUGCUCUGUUUAAGUUUCAGGGUUACCCUCAGCUGUACUUGCUUAUGUCACAGAGCAAGAAAAAAAUACUGUAUUUUUAGUGCCCGGUCUUACCAAUUUACUGUAAUACAAUCAUAAACAAAUCCGCCAUCAGAGAUUUGCUGCUGAAUCUCUGAUGCACUGCUGAUAGUUGUUUUCAAAGUACACUGUUACAGUGGAUACCUUUUAAAGGCACUUACUGCAGUCUACUUUGUUCACAAGUAAACUCACAGUCAAGUCGAAAAAAGCUAUCAAUAUGUACAUGCUCUCCCAAAUUUAAUAUUUGUUAUCUUUCCCUUUUCAAAGUGGUCCUUUGAUUUUUCUUUUAAAGGGAUAGUUCACCCAAAAAUGAACAUUUUGUCAUCAUUCACUCACCCUCUUGUUACAAACCAGUAUAAAUGUCUUUGUUCUGCUAAACACAAAGGGAGAUAUUUGUAAGAAUGUCAGUGACCAAACAGAUCUCAUUCCCCAUUUACUGCCAUAGUAGGGAAAAUAAUUACUAUGGGAGUCAAUGGGGUAUGAGAUCUGUUUGGUUACUGACAUUCUUACUAAUAUCUUUCCUUGUGUCUAGCAGAACAGAAAAAUUUACACAGGUUUGGAACAACCUAAGGGUGAGUAAAUGAUGACAGAAUUUUCAUUUUUGGGUGAACUGUCCCUUUAAUGCUAAUAAGGAACAGCAGGAUUAUCAUCAUAGUUUUUGAUUAAAGUUGAAAUCAGUUCCAUAUUCAUUCCAAGUUUUGUAUCAUUUACACAUCUGUAUACUUUUUACUUUAUUUUGGGAUUUCAAGGUUUUCAGGUAUUUGUUAAGUUCAUAAGAACAAGUUCAUAGUUGUCGUACCACAGACCAUAAACAAUCAUUUGAAUCAUGAUGCCAAACAAAUACACAUACUUUUUAGGUUUAUGCAGAACUUCCCUUAUAAUGACUAUUUCAGUCAACUGAAAUAUCAACUUUAAACUUGAAAUAUCUUUCAUCCUUUCUUACAUUAAAGGUUAGGGUUGAAAACAUUGUGUAACAACUUGAACGUUGAGACUGUUACUUUUGGUCAGAGAACGGUUGCGAAGUUCAGACUGGUAACAGUACGGUUUAUUUCUAGCUUGCGUUGCGAGUUAGUUCAGGUAAUACUUGAAGCAUCAACAUCAGCUUUGUAGUCACUGUAUGUGAUAAACACUUCUGGUCAAAGGUAGACAAUACCCAGUGCUGUUGGACUGGAUAAGGAUUUCACAUAGUUAAGAAAACAUUACAACUAAUAGAGCUGGUCUCAGGAAGUACUUGUGCUUUUUACCUCUCAAGUACACAUCUUACUGCCCCUUUCAUGGGAGUAAUAACAGUGAAUAUUUAACAUUAAUAUCAGCUGUGACAUCUGCUGUCACUUGACAAUUACUACAAUUCUUACAAACCUUGAUAAUCAAAACAAAGGUAGAAGAGCACUGAAGUAAUGUUUGGUCAUUUUGUCUAUUUCACAACUACAGAAUGUGAAAGUUCAAAAGAUGGAUAGUUUUAUAGUGACCAGACAUUCAUAUUUUGAUUCACAUCAACAAAUCUUGAAAACUUGAAUUGAAUCUGAUGCUCUUCUAUGCAUGUUGUUUUGAUCUGCUCUUUAUUUCACAUGUCAGUAUCCUUCGAACAUUACGGAGUUCACUUAUUUUUCGGGAUGCCAAAUCUUGUGGAAGAAGCUUUGAUUAAUAUUGAAAGAUAAUUAAACAAAGAGAUUAUUCAAACAAAGUGGCUUAAAAGAGGAUACAACUUAUUCUCAUGACUUUCUGUGUUUUAGUUAUUCUUUGGAGCAGAGAAAGAUUGACUUUCUCUCAAAACAAUCUCUUGUGCUUCGCCUCUGUAUCCAUGCCUUACUUUACUAAGCUGAGCAGCUAUGUCAAAUGCAGUUCCCUUGCAUACCUUAAAACGGGAAUAAUUCCAUUCCAUUUGAUUUCUUUUUAUUCUUCCCUGUUAAGUUGAGAAUAAGAUCAAGAUAAGUUUUACUAGAAAACAUUUAUAUUUUUGGAAACAUGUUUAAUAUCUUUUACUUUCUUACAGAGAUGGAAAGAUUUGGACUUACAUCAAUGUAAUGUUUGUAAUACAAGUAAUGGGUUGGUUGAAUUAAAAAAUGGUUAGGUUUCACUUUGAUUGGUUGCAUUUAAACUUUCUAUUAAAUAUUUCAUACUGGUGAAUUGAAUUUAAAUCCUUAAUAUACCACUCUAAACCCUUUCAGCUUUUGGUAAGUUGCAUUUAAGUAAUAAAGAUUUAAAGUGAAUUUAUAUUUACUGCCCUUCUGUAAUAGAUUUGAGUUGUCAAAUCCCCACUCUGAAAUAUGAACGUUUAGAUUUUAAAAAAUAUCACCGCUUACCUUUGCUUUAUACAUUCCCUGAGUCUUUGUAAGUAUCAGAAAUGCAUUUAGCUCUAUAAAAGGGGAUUUUUGGAUGGGGGUGUUUUAAUGUGGCAGAAAUGUAAAAGUAUAUUUUCUUUCUCUGAGACCCUGUUCUGUUUAAUUUGAAUAAAAUGCCAAUGCCAGUGUACACUGUUACAGCAAGAUCAAUAAAAAAUUAAUUGA
Messenger RNA from Triplophysa rosa, 3272 nucleotides. It is a transcript of the gene eif4ebp2, whose product is annotated as eukaryotic translation initiation factor 4E binding protein 2. Lineage: Eukaryota; Metazoa; Chordata; Actinopteri; Cypriniformes; Nemacheilidae. The coding region runs from base 176 to 517 and encodes 113 amino acids. Gene Ontology annotation, biological process: negative regulation of translational initiation. Gene Ontology annotation, molecular function: eukaryotic initiation factor 4E binding. Gene Ontology annotation, cellular component: cytoplasm. The record is from RefSeq and is a predicted model, not a curated record. The transcript has 3 exons.